UUUGUAUACACUGUACUGCAGCUAUGUCAAAUUUUUUAUUAUAUUGCUGUUUGAUACAACACUAAAGUUGUUUUGUAUAUAAUAAAUAACAAAUUGUAAGUUAUUUUUAAUUCAUUCGUGGUGAUGAUUGAAAUAACUAACCAUUUUGAUUGCGGUUACCACUUCAUGUUCUCUAUUUUUUCGAAAUACCUCUUUGUACAGUAGAUUUCGUCGAACGAAUGAAGACAGACGAACUUCAGAAUAAACUCAAAGAAUGCGUGUUUUGUAGAGACGAACAAAUAGAAAAGCUUGUUUCAUUGCUGUUUAAUGAUGAUUGUAACGUCCCUUCUUUAAUACUGUACGGAGUCUCCAGCACGGGAAAAUCAUAUCUCUUGAGUCAAGCCUUAAACUUAUCUAAUAAAGAUGUUAUUUGGAUUAAUUUAAAGACAUGUUUCACUACGCCCUUAUUGCUGUAUAGAAUCCUUACACACGCGGGCGUUGACCAGGACCUUGCAUAUAAAAAAGGAACCCAAGUUAGUGGAUUCAUACAUCUUUUGCAACAAAAUAUUUCAAAAAAUAAAAAUCAUGUUUACCUCGUUUUAGACCAGAUUGAUCAGUUCUCAGAGAUAUCACCAAUCCUUUUCUCUAUGUUUGCUGAUUUAGCGCUUAACACAAAUCUCGCUAAUCUGUCGGUGGUAUUAACUCUUUCAACGCAUCCUGCACAAUACAUUGGUACACUUGCUGUACCUAUAAUUUUUUUCCCGCAAUAUAUGAAAGAUGAAAUAUUAGAGAUUUGUCAAAAUACGCCUCCUAUUUUGGAUUUUAUUGAUGAGACAGGCGAAGAAACAUUCGAGGAUGAAAUAGAAUUAAGUGUUUGGAUGCAAUAUUGUGGGUUUCUAUGGAAUGUUUUUGGCUCUCAUUGCCUUAAUAACUAUCGAGCUUUUCGAGAUGUGGUGGAUCUUCACUGGCCUCAAUUUGUACAGCCUAUUGUCAAGGGAAAUGUUCACCCCGCUGACUAUGCCCAGCUUCAUAAAUUAGCAAAGCAUGCUUUAACUUCUGAUCUUACGGUUAGCCGUCGUUUGCACAUUAUAGAACCCACAAAGAUUAAAUACAUGCAUGAUGCCAAAUCUGUGGACCUACCUCUCUUAACUAAAUAUCUUCUAAUUUCUGCUUUUCUUGCAUCAUAUAAUCCAAGUCGUUUAGAUGCUCAGUUUUUUUCUCAUAGUAAAGGUUCUAAGCGCCGUGGAAGGAAGCGAAAAAACACAGAGAAUCAAAAACUAGAACCAGCAAAAGGUGCGAAGAAUGGUACCAGCAGGACGAAACCCACAGCAAAAUUAUCCCAGCUAACCUUGGGACCUAAAGCAUUUGAGCUCGAGCGUCUUUUUGCUAUCUACUAUGCAAUAUGCCCAAGUGGAAGACACGUUUUGUCUGCAGAUGUCUUUAAUCAAAUCACCAGUUUGACCUCAUUGAAAAUGUUACUGCCAGCUCAUAAGGGCUCAUUACGUUCUUUGGACAGUCCAAGGUUUAAAGUCAAUGUAUCAAGAGAAUUCGUCUUCAAAGUUUCAAAAUCAGUUACUUUUCCUUUGGAAAGCUAUUUAGCGGAUGAGCCUGUUUGACAAAUCUUCCAAUACCUUAUUGUACAAAGUCAAAAAACUUACCCUGUCCUGUCCGUAUUUAUUUUUAGUCAUGCUAUUUACGAGAAUUCCGUGUUUUAAAUAUCUUGUUAAACAUAAAAUGUGGGUCUAAUUGUAUAACUACUAUUAUGAGUGUCAAUUACUAUUUAAAGGUAGCGUUAUAGAUCGAGUCUAACUGUUGAUAUCUUUUUUUUUUGAUCAUUUCUUCGACUAAAGUCAUACACGUAAAUUUACUGACGUUACUUUCUAAGACCUACCAAUAUUUGACAACAAAAAAAAAACCAAACUAGUGGCCUAGAAGAAAUUGAUAUCGGAUAAAUUUUCUCUUCGGUCUAAAAAUUUAACCACAGGAAACAAUCCAUUAGUAGUAAUUAUAUAUAGAAAAUCCAAUAAUCAAC
Molecule: messenger RNA, 2011 nt
Organism: Schizosaccharomyces octosporus yFS286
Lineage: Eukaryota; Fungi; Ascomycota; Schizosaccharomycetes; Schizosaccharomycetales; Schizosaccharomycetaceae
Product: origin recognition complex subunit Orc5
Exons: 2
Coding region: 219-1595 (458 amino acids)
Biological process (GO): DNA replication; DNA replication initiation
Cellular component (GO): nucleus; nuclear origin of replication recognition complex
Molecular function (GO): DNA replication origin binding
Source: RefSeq, a predicted model, not a curated record